AUGGAGGAUUGCAAGCCUAUAACGACUCCUAUUAAUCAAAAGGACAAGUUUUGCAAAGAGGAUGGAGCUGAAAAGAUUGAUGAAAGACUUUACAGGAGCUUGAUAGGUUGCCUGGUGUACUUGACCGCAACGAGGCCAAAUAUUGUUCAUUCUUUUCAUGGAUAUUCUGAUAGCGAUUGGGCGGGCUGCUUAGAUGAUAUGAGAAGCACUUCAGAUUAUUGUUUCAUCUUUGGUUUUGGUGCAUUCUCUUGGUGUUCAAAGAAGCAAGAUGUAGUUGCUCAAUCUACAGCUAAAACAGAGUAUGUUGCAGCUGCAUCAGCUGUGAAUUAUGCUCUUUGGGUUAGGAAACUGCUGGCAGAUUUGUACAUGGAGCAAAAGAAGAGCACUGAAAUCUUUGUUGAUUAUCAAGCUGCAAUUUCUAUUGCAAAUAAUCCCGUGUUCCAUGGGAAGACAAAACAUUUCAAGAUCAAGCUUUAUUUCUUAAGAGAAGUGCAAAAGAAUGGGGAGCUGACUUGGAAGCCAGCAAAGCUGCCACAAAGGAUGGUCACAUGGAUAAGACACGUAGGAGUUUCAGAAGAGUUAUUCCUCCAAAAAGACUUGGAGAUUACGUUUGGAAAGGUGAUGGUCACGCGAAUAAGGACAAAGUUGAUUAGGCAAAAAGAGUAUAAAGCAACAGGAAAAAGGGCAUUAAGGUCACAAUUGGAUUAUCAGCAAUUAGGUCUUCCAUGGAUGACCAAAGACUCAAGUCUCGUUGAAGAAUCUGUUCAGGCAGCAUCGAAUUCGUUCGCUAAGGACAUUGGUGAUAUACGUUCGAUGUUGAUGGAGGUUAUGGGGAGAACGGCUAUGCCCGCUGUUAUAAAAUCAGAUCCAACUAUGGAGGUCACUCCGGCGAUGAUUCACCGCCACAAGCCGGAGAUUGGUCGGUUUUGCAGUGAGAAUCCAGAGGCAUGGAUUUUUCAGGUGGAGCGCUACUUCGUAUUUUACAAAACAUCAGAAUCGGAGCAACUAACCAUUGCAUCCUUUUACCUCGAUGGAGAGGCACUGGAAUGGUACCGGUGGCUUUUUCGAAAUAAACAAUUGGUGGACUGGGACCACUUUGCAGCGAAGGACAGAAUUCGUUUUCGACAAAAAAGAUUGGAAUCGGUAGAGGGACGGCUGGCGAAGCUCCGUCAAACCACCACCGUAUCGGAGUUCCAGAAGCGGUUUGAGACCCUUGCAAAUGAAACAGGCGACAUGACUGAUGCUCGUAUGGUACGUAUUUUUAUUUCUGGGCUUCCUGAGGAUAUUAAGAAUUCUGUAUUGGUCCAUAGGCCCAAAACUUACGAAGAGACCCUUGAUUUGGCCCAUAUCCAUGAGCAUCGAAUCCAAGCUGAAAAGGGACCUGCCCGACCCGCCUUUGCUCGAACAACCUCCAUAUUGCCAACCCCUAACUUGGCUCCCCUAAAUCAAAAUACCUCCACCUCCCUCACCACUAAUGCUACUGCCUCCCAAACAUCAAAUCGUCCUCUUAUUAAGCGGCUAUCUCAUAUAGAGGUCCAGAGCCGUCGUGAGCGUGGGUUGUGUUUCUACUGUGAGGAAAAAUUUGUACCAGGACAUAAGUGUAAGACUCCAUCCCAGCUUCUCUUGCUCACUAAUGAACCUGAUAUUGACCCUAAAUUGUCGGAACCUGUCGCCUCUGAUGAUUUUAUUGCGGAGGAGCUGCAAUGUUUGGAACUACAAGAACCUUCGUCAAUUUCUUAUCAUGCUUUAACUGGAGGUAUUUCGCCAUCGACUCUGAGAUUUACAGGCCAAGUCAAUGGUACUCCGGUUCAGGUCUUGGUGGACGGAGGAAGCACACAUAACUUCAUCCAACCUCGAGCCGCUAAGCACCUCCAGCUUCCUAUUGAGUCGGUUCCAAUUUUCUCAGUUAUGGUGGGUAGUGGACAGCGCCUUCCAAGUAAUGCAGUGGCGAGGCAAACCAAUAUGGUAAUCCAAGGGCAUACACUAGUGGAAGAUUUAUAUAUCUUGCCAUUCCAUGGAUCCGACAUAGUGCUGGGAGUGGCAUGGAUGGCCACCUUGGGGCCGGUAAUUACAAAUUAUGCAACCAGGGAAUUCGGGUUUACAUUGAAUGGGUUGCGAACAACUUGGAAGGGAGAUUGUCCGACGGAUACCCAAGUGAUACAGUUGCAUAGCCUACGAAGAAUGGCCGCCACUGAUGCCAUAUCUUCGUUCUUUAGGCUAGAGAUGGUUACAGAGGAGGUACCUGAUACAAGGGAAGCAGCUGUGGAAUUGGUUGCUCUCUUGAGUAAGUUUGAAGAUGUAUUCCAGAGACCCACAAGCCUUCCUCCCUCGCGUGACCAGGACCAUCAAAUCCAUCUUGCACCCGGGGCUCAACCUGUGAAUGUAAAGCCAUAUAGAUAUCCUCAUUUUCAAAAGCAGGUAAUGGAGCAGCUUGUUGCGGAUAUGCUUCGAGAGGGACUGAUACAACCUAGCACAAGCCCUUUCUCUUCUCCAGUACUGCUGGUACGAAAGAAGGAUGGGACAUGGAGGUUUUGUGUAGACUAUCGGGCCUUGAAUGCCAUUACCGUCCGUGAUCGCUUCCCAAUUCCAACCAUUGACGAAUUAUUUGAUGAACUACAUGGCGCUCAUUAUUUCUCUAAGCUGGAUUUAUUAUCCGGAUACCAUCAAAUAAGAGUCAGACCCGAGGAUGUGGCUAAGACAGCUUUUCGGACCCAUGAUGGACAUUAUGAAUUUUUGGUAAUGCCGUUUGGGCUAACUAAUGCUCCCUCAACGUUCCAAGCCACUAUGAAUGAGGUAUUUAGACCCCACUUGCGUCGUUUUGUGCUGGUAUUCUUUGACGACAUCCUAGUUUAUAAUCCUUCCUGGGUUGCUCACUUGGAACACCUAGCUGUAGUAUUACAUUUAUUGUGCCAGCACCAUCUAGUGGCCAAGCGCUCUAAGUGCUUGUUUGGGCAAACUUCUGUUGAUUAUUUGGGGCACAUUAUCUCAGCCCAAGGAUUGUCUGUUGACCCCGCCAAGAUUCAUGCUAUUCAACAAUGGCCUCCACCCCAUUCAAUCAAGGAAAUUCGUAGCUUUUUGGGGCUAGCGGGCUACUACAGACGUUUCAUUCAUCAUUAUGCUGCAGUAGCUGGACCCUUAUCAGAUUUGUUGCGCAAGGAUUCCUUCCGAUGGGGAGAGAAGGAACAACAAGCCUUUGAUACUCUUAAGGAUAAGUUGGGGUCUACACCUGUUCUAACUUUACCAGAUUUUAGCCAAGAGUUCCAAGUCGAAACUGAUGCAUCGGGGCAAGGAAUUGGUGCUAUUCUUUCCCAACGGGGUCAUCCCAUUGCAUACUUCAGUCAAAAAUUAAGCCCCCGAAUGCAGGCCGCUUCAACUUACCACCGAAAAAUGUUUGCUAUUACUCAAGCAGUGAUAAAUGGAGACAAUAUCUUUUGGGAUGCAAAUUUACCAUCCUUACGGAUCAGCAAUCUUUAA
Messenger RNA from Nicotiana attenuata, 3474 nucleotides. RefSeq lists its product as uncharacterized. The record is from RefSeq and is a predicted model, not a curated record. The transcript is spliced from 5 exons. The coding region runs from base 1 to 3474 and encodes 1157 amino acids. NCBI's taxonomy places the organism in Eukaryota, Viridiplantae, Streptophyta, Magnoliopsida, Solanales, Solanaceae.